This is a messenger RNA of Diorhabda sublineata, 2623 nucleotides long. RefSeq names its product calcium/calmodulin-dependent protein kinase type 1 (gene CaMKI). Gene Ontology annotation, biological process: protein phosphorylation. The record is from RefSeq and is a predicted model, not a curated record. Bases 137 to 1222 code for a protein of 361 amino acids. The transcript is spliced from 9 exons. Lineage: Eukaryota; Metazoa; Arthropoda; Insecta; Coleoptera; Chrysomelidae. Gene Ontology annotation, molecular function: calmodulin binding; calcium/calmodulin-dependent protein kinase activity; ATP binding.
AUGUCACGUGUCGUAUUUGAAGUUUUAAGUCUUUGUCUUUGAUAUUUUACUAUAGAACAAUAUUUGUGAAGUGAAGAACAGGCUGUCGAUUAUCGGUUAUGUUAAAGAGUAAUAAUUUGUUGAAAAUAUAAAGAAAAUGCCCUUGUUUGGUAAAGAAAAGAAACAGAAGAAAGAUGGAAAAGAAAGCGACAAACAACCUUCUCUGGAAGACAAAUAUUACCUGAAGGAAUUGUUGGGAACUGGGGCCUUCUCUGUAGUGAGAUUAGCAGAAAGCAAGGAAAAUCAUGGAGUGAUGCAUGCUGUGAAAAUUAUUGAUAAAAAAGCUCUUAAGGGUAAAGAAGACUCAUUGGAAAAUGAAAUCAAAGUUCUGCGUAGGUUAAAACAUCCAAAUAUUGUACAACUCUUAGAGACUUUUGAAGAUAAAUCAAAGGUGUAUUUAAUUAUGGAACUGGUAACUGGAGGAGAACUGUUUGAUAGAAUAGUGGAAAAAGGAUCUUAUACCGAAAAAGAUGCAGCCGACCUAAUAAGACAAGUACUAGAAGCUGUAGAUUAUAUGCAUGAUCAAGGAGUAGUUCAUCGAGACCUUAAGCCUGAAAAUUUGCUGUAUUAUAGUCCAGACGAGGAUAGUAAAAUUAUGAUAAGCGAUUUUGGGUUAUCUAAAAUGGAAGAUUCUGGCAUAAUGGCUACAGCAUGCGGAACUCCUGGCUAUGUUGCUCCAGAGGUUCUUGCUCAGAAACCGUAUGGCAAAGCAGUUGAUGUAUGGAGCAUAGGUGUAAUAUCUUACAUUCUAUUAUGUGGUUAUCCCCCAUUCUAUGACGAAAAUGAUGCAAAUUUGUUUGCACAAAUCCUUAAAGGUGAAUUUGAGUUUGAUUCUCCUUACUGGGAUGAGAUUAGUGAUUCUGCGAAAGAUUUUAUAAGAAACUUAAUGUGCGUUAAUGUCGAGAAGAGAUACACCUGUCGCCAAGCUUUAGGUCACCCCUGGAUAUCUGGUAAUGCUGCUAGUAAUAAGAAUAUUCAUGGUACUGUGUCAGAACAGCUUAAAAAGAAUUUUGCCAAAUCACGUUGGAAGCAAGCUUACCACGCAACCACAAUAAUAAGGCAGAUGCAAAAAAUGGCUUUAAGUGGCGGUAGCGGGGGUAAAAGUCCAACUCCGCAGCGGAGUCUGACAAGUCGAUCCAGUGGAACUCCAUGUGGAAGUGUAAAUGGUGCGCAGGACAAGUAAACCUAAUUAAUUAUGAAAAAGAAUUUAUUACUGUUCACUUAAUUACGUUUUAUUUCUGCGCUUUUCAUAGGUUGAACUCGUGCUCUUAAACAAAUAAUUAUUUUUGUUGACUCUUUACAAAACAUAUAAAGUCCUACUAUUUUUCUUUUAUUUUACAUAAUUUUGUUUGUGUGACUUUAUUCAAUUAUUUUAAAAUGUAUGGUAUCAAUAAUUUUUUUCGGAUGAAUUGGAAAUUGUUAAUGAUAUUCUUUAUCUAACUCAAAUGAUCCGAAUUAAAGUCAACAGAAAUCGUACCUGAAUGCCUCUGAUAUAAUCAGUUUUAAAUAUAUUUCUUUUCAAAACUCCAUUUUUCAGCAUUAAAGGUAUUGUAUUGUUUACUUCUGGUUAAGUAUAAAUGGUUCAGGAUUAUAAAAUUCCUUCUGUUCAAUUGUGAUAAUUUAAAGUUCAGUUAGUCAUAUUAGGGGGAGUCCGGGAGACUUUAGCCACUUUUUACUGAAUGACCCUGGCUUCCGUUAUGGGUCAUGAAAGCCCUCUCAUAAUGACAUCUUUUCCACCUGAUAAACUAUCAAAAAAUAAGACCGAUUCUGUCUGGGCGGGAGACUUUACCCUAUUGGUAGGAAGGCUUUGAGCAGUCUUGAAAAAUAAUAGAAAAACGAUGGACAAACAAGUAUAUUAGUUGAACAAAGCCAAGGCCAACACAGAACAUGAUCAGUCUUCAAAUUAAACAUUUUUUCUAUGAAAAACGAACAAAAUAACUUAAAGCUAAUAACAACGAUAAAUCUGAAUCUUUGAAGUAAACAUCUCUCAUCAAAAACAAACAUAAAGACAACUAAACCUUAAAACUAUUAGAUCUGCGCCUUUCAAAUAAACAUUUCUUAAAAACGAACAUAAAAAUUAUCAAAGCUCUAAACUAUGAGACGAAAGGACCUGUGAAUAAAAAUCUUUGUGAACAGGUCUUUUAUUCUACCUAGAUGGCACAUUAGGGACAGAAAAAUAUUUCUUUAUCGUCUUUUGUCAUACAAACGCAAAUUUCAUGCACAUACUUCCCGCAAUAAGUACAAAGUUUCAUGUCCAGCAUUUCAUCCGUACCGCAUACAAAGAAGAACCAGCAUUGAUCUAGUUCUGGAUCUUCUUCCAAUCUGAGUUGUCCUUACAAAUAAUUUCUUCAGGAGUAUCACUGUCACUGCUUGAUUUUUUUUUGUCUUUCACUCUUCUAGUCAACCGUUUCUUUUGGACACAUUUUAGUAUCUUCUUAUUUGUCUCAGUGUUCUUAGCUGGGCUUUUUGGAAUUUUACUCACUGGACUUGAUUGAAUAACUUUCCUCUUGGCUGUUUUUGGUAUUUUCUCCUUAGCAGUUUUUGGUAUUUUCUCCUUAGCAGUUUUUCUAACUCUCUUUUUCUA